AUGAUCGAAACUGCAACACAGUCUUCGUCGACCAACAUUGCUCUACACGAAAGAAUGGCUGCUACUUUUGUCCUGGCCUUGCUGGCUCUUUCCCACACCAUCUCCGCCUCCCCUGUCAAGGCUGCUUCCCAGAGAACCUACGGGUUUUGCAAGCAGUUCAACAUCCCGGUGUUCGCUUCGGCACCCAGCGCCACCUAUGAUUUCCGAAAGGUGGACAGUAACAUCGAGGCCCGAGCCUGGGCGAUCUACGAAGACACCUGGAGCACUCCGCAGGGCGCGCAGACCGUCAUCCACAACACCACGACUGCGGACACGUUCAAUAUCCACGCUCAACUGUGUAUCCCCAAGGCCCCUGGGGCGAAAAAGGACAUUCUGCAGAUCGCGACGCACGGGGCGCAUUAUGAUGGAAGAUACUGGGAUCCCGAACUCAACCGCGAGAACCAAUCUUAUGUCGAGGCGUCUCUCAAGGCAGGAUACACAAUCCUUACGUACGAUCGUUUGGGGGCUGGUCAAUCGGAUCACCCUGACGCGUACAAUGUGGUCCAAGCCCCUCUGGAGUUGGAGAUUCUUCGACAGUUGACCCUGAUGGCGCGCAACGGGACUAUCUACAGCCUCGCGGUGCAGGCACAACCGACCACUACCCAGUUCAAUUCGUCAUUGGCAGCCCCAAGAAAGAUUGUGCAUGUCGGUCACAGCUUCGGAUCGUUCCUCACCUCGGCGCUGGUGGCCACAUAUCCCACUCUGACCGACGGAGUCAUCAUCACCGGCUACUUCUAUGGCAAGUACCUCGCCGCACCCGGGAUGGCUUCGUGGGGGGUCGACUUUGCCGCCACCAGCUCGCCGCCUUUCAAUCGGCCCAGUGGCUACGUGGUGUGCCAGAAGAGCGGCAUCCAGAAUCUGUUCUUUGGCGGCAAUCCCGCGACGGCCUUCACCCCCGAGAUGCUGGACUACGGCGACUCGCUCAAGCAGCCGGUACCGGUGGGGGAACUCGCCUCCGCGUUCCACAUCAUCGGGCUUCAGGGUCCGGGGCUCAAAGCGCCGGUGCAGUUCAUGCUGGCCGAGUUCGACUUUUACAUCUGCGACGGCGAUUGCAAGGGGGCGUAUAGCUUGCAGGAAUUGCAGGGGACGUAUCCCAACGCGGCCGUCGUGGAGGCAUAUAUUCAGCCCAACACAGGCCACGCCUUUCCACUGCACAACAACGCCACGGCGGGGUACCAGGUCACGUUUGAUUUCUUGGAGAGGAACGGGCUGUAA
This is a messenger RNA of Fonsecaea erecta, 1254 nucleotides long. RefSeq lists its product as hypothetical. Bases 1 to 1254 code for a protein of 417 amino acids. The record is from RefSeq and is a predicted model, not a curated record. NCBI's taxonomy places the organism in Eukaryota, Fungi, Ascomycota, Eurotiomycetes, Chaetothyriales, Herpotrichiellaceae. The transcript has a single exon.